Helianthus annuus (common sunflower) is the source of this 1448-nucleotide messenger RNA. RefSeq names its product dnaJ homolog subfamily C member 17. The record is from RefSeq and is a predicted model, not a curated record. The transcript is spliced from 4 exons. Lineage: Eukaryota; Viridiplantae; Streptophyta; Magnoliopsida; Asterales; Asteraceae. Bases 216 to 1109 code for a protein of 297 amino acids. Gene Ontology annotation, molecular function: RNA binding.
AGUUAGAUUCAAAAAUCACAAACUCUUGACAAAAACCGGUGAAAUACCCGGCUUAAAACCCCUCCCUCUUGAACAGACUCUUGCAAAAAUCACAAACAAACGCGGCCUGUUUUCCUCUUUGUUCGUUCUCAGUUCCUACGCCCUCACUGUCCGACCGUCAAAACUCACUGCUUUAUCAGCCCCUCAUCGACAUCAGCAGGUAGAAAGAAGAAGAUAUGGAUGAAGACAUUGACCACUAUGUCAUUCUCGGAUUGCCAUCCGGCGAAGAAGGAUUCAAGCUUUCAGAGAAAGAGAUAACCAAAGCAUACCGGUUAAAGGCUUUGGAAUUGCAUCCAGACAAAAGACCCGAUGACCCGAACGCCCCCGCCAAUUUUCAAAAGCUGCAAACAUCUUAUCAGGUUCUGAAAGAUGAAAAAGCCAGAAAACUUUUUCACGAUCUUCUUCGUGUAAAACAGCAAAAACUUCAACGCCAAUCGCAACAAGACUCCAAACGGAGGCGAAUGAUGUCUGAUCUUGAAGAAAGAGAACGGUCGGCUUUUGCAGCGCAUGAUGCCUCUGCAAAAGCUACAAGUGAAGAGGAGAGUAUUGCUAGGAAACUUAAAGAAGAAAUUAGUAGAAUUCGUGCGAUGCAUGCUAAUAAUAAAUCUACUCCCACCGUGACCGCGACUAUGAAAAAACAAACUGGAGUUGGAGAAACAAGUAAUACGGGUCCGACUGCAGCAGAGAAGGAGAAAAUGCUGAAGGUUUCGUGGGAAAAAGGUGGUUUGGAUUAUAGUGCACAAAGAUUACGGGAAUUAUUUGAGACAUUUGGUGAGGUCAAAGAUGUGGUUAUCAGGAGUCAAAAGAAAAAAGGAUCAGCCCUUGUAGUCAUGGCUACCAAAGAAGCGGCUAUGGCUGCGACUGGAACUAUGUGUGGGGAUAUUUCGAAUCCUCUGCUCGUUGUACCCCUUCAACCAGCAGUAGCUACUUCUUUCCCAAUGGCUCGUGAGCCUGUUGUUCCACAACGAAAUGAAGAGCUUGUUGGUGCUGGAUAUCAGGCGUUUGAAGAUUCGGUCUUACAAAAACUUCAAAAGGCCGCAGAGAGACAAAAACAGGGCAACAAGCCUUAAAUUUUAAAAUUGCCGUUGCUGAUGACUUCAGUUGCGUGUGUAGAGGGGGGAUGAAAUGUGGAAGAACUUGCAACCUUUCCCUUUGUUUAGGUUCACGAGUCUUUUACCAUUUCUUUUGCUACCAGCCGAGAAAUUUACCAGAUAAGAAUGCAACACCACCAUUUUAGAGACCAUUUCUUGUAACUAAUAUAUUGUUAUGUACAAUGAUUACAUUAACCUUGACUUAAUUAGUUGUUGAGCAAAAGUUCCCUUCAAAAUGGUGACAGACAUUGGAAAUUGAACCAUGAAGAGAACAAACUGGGCAUGAAUUAUUUAGUUAGUGUGGUCAUAUUUUUCAAA